UCUAAUUGCACUGCAACUCUUACAAGUUUCGAAGUAUAACACUCAUCAUGGUACGUCUUUCAUCACCAAGCGAUAGGAAGUCGAUGUCGAACACCCGAACGCGGUCCACAGUGUCGAAGGCGCUCAAGUCAUUGAUUAAUACAGACAAACCACGCGUAAUGGCCCGUAAUAGAGUUGUUUCACCCUACCAGAGGAUUCAGAAUCGGCAUAAAUGCACCUGCGAACCUUGUUACCAGUCUCCUACUAGAUCAGAAGACCCCCCCAGCUACUCUGAAUAUCGCGAAGACGAAUUCACCGAUGCAGAAGACGUCACUCAGAGGCACCAGGAUCACGAUGACGAUGACGGUUCCGCGGACUCUGACUGGGACGAACAUGCGACUUUAAUUGCUCUCUUACACGACGGAGAGGAGGCUUCUGGAUGUGCUGAUGGCAUGGCUAUCAUCGAUCGACUCUCAUCAACAUUCCUUUCUCGUCACCGCGAAGCAAUAGAACAGUUCAGGGAGACUAUCGUUCCGGUGCUUACUCGAGUAGGAGAAGCUCACAAAGUCUUUUCGCAUGGCAACAAUUCGACUUUGCUCCGUGGAGCUGCCCUAUUUGACAAGAGCUCGAGAACUGACGAAGAUGCCGCAAGGCAUGAACACGAUCAAGUGGUUCGGGCGUUUGAUAGGGUGACAGACACGCUUCAAAAUUUAUCUCUUCAGCUGCAAGAUGUAUGCGCUGAGAGUGACAAGCUCCUCGAUAGUCAUGAAAGGGCCGUCAACGAACAUGUCCAACGACUUCAACGUUACUGGAAAUCGGUGCCCGGGGACGUUGAGAAACUCAUAUGUAGACUUGACCAGACAACCAAGUCUGUCGCAGCCGAAGAUCAUGCAAAAGCCAAGGAGAAACUUCUGCGAGGCAUCCUGGACAGAUACUGAGUAUAAUUCGCCUUCUAUUGCAUGUCAUGUCACUAUUGAUUCCAUACGGCGUGUUCUUGCCAGUGGAUUCAUCACGAAAUUCUCGUAUUGUUUGUAUGACUUGCGUUGUCAUUUAAAUGCAAUUCCUUUGUACUGUUCUCCAACCGUUACCUGUCAUAAUUAAACCAUGAAUUCAGACCGUGA
Messenger RNA from Suillus bovinus, 1100 nucleotides. RefSeq lists its product as uncharacterized. Bases 48 to 917 code for a protein of 289 amino acids. The record is from RefSeq and is a predicted model, not a curated record. NCBI's taxonomy places the organism in Eukaryota, Fungi, Basidiomycota, Agaricomycetes, Boletales, Suillaceae. The transcript is spliced from 5 exons.